This is a messenger RNA of Penicillium paradoxum, 336 nucleotides long. RefSeq names its product DASH complex subunit DAD1. The transcript has 3 exons. Gene Ontology annotation, cellular component: DASH complex; spindle microtubule; mitotic spindle pole body. The coding region runs from base 1 to 336 and encodes 111 amino acids. The record is from RefSeq and is a predicted model, not a curated record. NCBI's taxonomy places the organism in Eukaryota, Fungi, Ascomycota, Eurotiomycetes, Eurotiales, Aspergillaceae.
AUGUCCUGGCUACAGCAAACACCCGGCGCCGGCGCACGCGUCGCGUCUCCAACGGUCUUCGAGCAGCAGCGCGAGGAACUCGUCCGCGAGAUUGCAGUGGGCAUGGAGCAAGUUCUCCAAAAUAUCAAUCGGCUGAACCGGAAUCUGGAGAGUGUUAUCGCGGUGGGCAAUGAAUUCGGAUCUGUGGAGGCUCUCUGGUCCCAAUUUGAGAACUUCAUGGGUCGAGCUGAGGAGGAAGCUGAGGAGGGUGGGAAUGCGAAGAGGAAGGCGAGUGAGGAGAGUGAUGUGCCGAUCAAAAAAGAACCGCAGGAGGGUGAUUCGACGGUCAUGCAGUGA